AUGCAUUCCACAAUCAAAAGUUCUUCACCUAACUCUAGGUAUCGAUUCUCCAUAAAUAUAGGAAAAGACAAGGAGAACACACCUGGAGACGCAAGAAGAGACCACGAGAGAGGUGAAGAAAGUGGAAAGAAGCACCCAAAGUCGCCGGAAAACACACCGGAGACUCGCCUGAAAAACUCACUGCCGGCGACCCAACCUCAGCCAAACCAGCCCAAAUCUUUAGAGAAUGUGCUCCUCGACGCCAGGAGCGUGGGGGCGCUCGCGGUUUGUGAUUUGGAGGUCGGGAGAGGAAGUUAUGGCCGGAAAAUCGAAGGAGAAGGUGAAAGGGGCGAUUUUCCGGCGAGAGGGGGCUGA
Molecule: messenger RNA, 354 nt
Organism: Linum trigynum
Lineage: Eukaryota; Viridiplantae; Streptophyta; Magnoliopsida; Malpighiales; Linaceae
Source: the annotation of a GenBank genome assembly